GCUACUCACCGGCACCGGCGGGCGGGCGCGGGGCCGCGUUCCGGCUCCAGGCGCGGCCAUGAGGCGGCUGUAGGGCCCCGGGACCCGCCGCCGCUCCGCUGCCUUCGGCCGCCGCGGGGGGCUCGGCGGGGCGCGGCUCUGCUCGGGGUGGAUGCCGGCCGGGGCCGGCCGCUGCCGGCACCAUGCACACCGUGCAGAAGGACACCACCUUCACCAAGAUCUUCGUCGGGGGGCUGCCCUACCACACCACCGACUCCUCCCUCAGGAAGUACUUCGAGGUCUUCGGGGACAUCGAGGAGGCGGUGGUGAUCACGGACCGGCAGACCGGCAAAUCCCGAGGAUACGGCUUUGUGACCAUGGCAGACAGAGCUGCUGCUGAAAGAGCUUGCAAAGACCCAAACCCCAUCAUUGACGGCAGGAAAGCAAAUGUGAACCUGGCGUAUUUGGGAGCAAAACCAAGGAGUAUUCAAACUGGUUUUACCAUAGGUGUGCAGCAGCUACAUCCAGCCUUCAUUCAGAGACCCUUUGGACUCACGCCUCACUAUGUUUACCCCCAAGCCAUCAUCCAGCCCAGCGUGGUGAUCCCCACCCCCGUGCAGUCCAUCACGUCUCCCUACAUCGACUACACGGCCGCCAGCCAAGCCUAUUCCCAGUACACCACAGCUGCCUACGACCAGUACCCCUACGCUGCCUCCCCGGCCGCCGGCUUCGUGGGAUACGGCUACACGGGCACGGUGCAGCCGCCCCUGAGCGCCGGCACGCCCGCGGCGCCCGCCGCCGCCUUCGUGCAGUACCAGCCGCAGCAGCUGCAGCCCGACCGCAUGCAGUGAGGGCCUCCCUGGACAAUCCCUCACCCUGCGAGGAUACGGCUAGGACAGCAAAAAAAAACAACUAUAAAAGAAUCAAAAAACAAACAAACAAAAAAAAAAUCACCCCGGCCCUUUAUCCCCCGUAUGUAGGUGCAUAUCGAUGCCUAAGCUAUUUAUAGUGUUGAGGGCGAACCCCCAAAUCCUUGCAGUCUGAUUGUGCUUAUGAAAGUGGACUUCUGGUAAGUUUUUUCUUUUUUUCCCUUUUUUUUUUUUUGUUCCCUUCCAUCUGGACAGAUACUGUCUUGAAGAUGUUCUAAAAGCGGCUGAAAUGUUUCACAGGAAAACGACAGAUUCUUGCUGCUUCCAUCACCUGUGGUCUUCUUUCUGCCCCCUUCCCCGUCAGCCCUUCCUUCCUCAUCCAGCCUACAAUCCUCUUAUUUACUGGUGAGGUACAGAGGUACUUGGAGAACAUGGAAAAAAAGCAAUCUUAUUUUUUGGUUGUACAAAAACUUUGUAAUACUCAGAGAUGCCUUACAGAAAAAAAAAAAAAAGCAAAAGAAAAACUAUUUUUUAAUAUUUAUUGCGAUUUUAUUCGCAUGAGCUGUGAAUUGCAGACAGAAGAAUAGUAGUAAGUAUCUGCCUUGUUUAAUUCUCAUUUUACUAAAUUAUUGUAUGUAGGUAAAAGUUCUUAAGUAAUUGCUGAAUCACUUCAACAUGCAAAAGGGAAUAUUGGCUUGAAGGAGAGCAGAAUAUUCCUUUAGUCAACGCACUGUACUAUUUUCUUAUUGUAAUUGUUACUCUGUUAAGAUUAUCUCAAAUUUAGGUAUAUUUUUAAAUGCAAAAAACCAACCAAGAAUACUGAACAUUUUGUCUACUUUGGUAGAUCUUUUGUUACAAUGCUGCAACCUAUGGAGACAUUUACAGUAUUUAUGUAAAAGAGAUUUGGGGCUGUUGGCCAGCAAGGUUUAGGAGAAUAUCGUGAGUGGAGCAAUAGAGAAAAAGGUGUUAUGUCACUGAACAAAUGGGUAAAUGUAACCUUUUCAUGCCUGUAAUCCAACAGCCAAAUAAAGGAAGAGAACAGGCGAUGUAAGUGCAUUUCUACAAAGACAGCAAUAAACUAUUUUAACUUUUAAGAUUA
This is a messenger RNA of Motacilla alba alba, 1947 nucleotides long. RefSeq names its product RNA binding motif protein 38 (gene RBM38). The record is from RefSeq and is a predicted model, not a curated record. Gene Ontology annotation, cellular component: cytosol. NCBI's taxonomy places the organism in Eukaryota, Metazoa, Chordata, Aves, Passeriformes, Motacillidae. Gene Ontology annotation, molecular function: RNA binding. The coding region runs from base 183 to 830 and encodes 215 amino acids. The transcript has 4 exons.